UCCCCGCAGGCUACGACUUCGCGGCCGUGCUGCAGUGGUUCGCGCAGCGCGUGGACCUCAUCGUGCUGCUCUUCGACGCGCACAAGCUGGAGAUCUCGGACGAGUUCUCGGAGGCCAUCGGCGCGCUGCGCGGCAACGAGGACAAGAUCCGCGUGGUGCUCAACAAGGCCGACCUGGUGGAGACGCAGCAGCUCAUGCGCGUCUACGGGGCGCUCAUGUGGUCGCUGGGCAAGGUGUUCGGCACGCCCGAGGUGCUGCGCGUCUUCAUCGGCUCCUUCUGGGCCGAGCCGCUGCUCGUGGCCGACAACCGGCGCCUCUUCGAGCUCGAGGAGCAGGAUCUGUUCCGCGACAUCCAGAGCCUGCCGCGCAACGCGGCGCUGCGCAAGCUCAACGACCUGGUGAAGCGGGCGCGCCUCGUGCGGGUGCACGCGCACAUCAUGGGGCUGCUGAAGAAGGAGAUGCCGGCCGUGUUCGGCAAGGGCAGCAAGAAGAAGCAGCUCAUCGCCAAGCUGCCGCUGCUCUUCGCCCGCAUCCAGCUGGAGCAGCACAUCCCGCCCGGAGACUUCCCGGACUGCGCCCGCAUGCAGGUGCGCCGGGAGUCCCGCUCGCCGCGCCCCCAAAACGCGCGCUGCGCCCCCAAAACGCGCCUGCUGCAGCCACAAAACGCGCCUUCUCCCCUGGGCGCCCGGGAGCAGCCGCUGCGGAUCGAGCUGCUCCUGCAGCCCCAGUCGCAGGUGCCGCCGCCCAAGGACAUCCUGGCGCACCAGAUUCCCCACGGGAAGCGGCAGCGGCGGGAGCGGGAGCGGCGGGAGCGGGGGGUGCUGCCGCGGCGGGAGCAGCGGCUCCGCGAGCGGCUCCGCCGGGAGCCUCCGGAGCCGCCGCGGCCCCACGGCACCGAACCGGGACGCCUGGACCCGCUGCGGGCCUUCUACGACAUCUGGGCGGCCGACAACCCCCUGGAUCGGCCGCUGGCCGGGCAGGACGCCUGGUUCCUGGAGCAGACCAAGAAGCAGAGGGUCAAGCGCCCGGAGAGGCUGCGGAAAAAGCCCUUGGAAGCGCCGGCCGUGGAGGUGAUCGCCGCCGGCGGCUCCUACAAUCCCGCCUUCGAGGAGCACCAGGCGCUGCUGCUCCGGGCGCACGAGGCGGAGCUGCGGAAGCGGAGAGCCGAGGAGCGGCUGGAGAAGCAGCUGAGCAUCCCGGCCGGCACCGCGGCCCCCACGGCG
Messenger RNA from Nothoprocta perdicaria, 1223 nucleotides. RefSeq names its product ribosome biogenesis protein NOP53-like. Gene Ontology annotation, biological process: rRNA processing; ribosomal large subunit assembly. The annotation marks the transcript as partial. The transcript is spliced from 7 exons. NCBI's taxonomy places the organism in Eukaryota, Metazoa, Chordata, Aves, Tinamiformes, Tinamidae. Gene Ontology annotation, cellular component: nucleolus. The record is from RefSeq and is a predicted model, not a curated record. Gene Ontology annotation, molecular function: 5S rRNA binding.